UUGGCGCCAGCAAUUUCGCGGGGCAACAACAGCGCUAGAGAAGAAGGAAGCUAAAAUAUUUCAUCAUAAACCUCUGGAGAACAUAGUUAUAAACGGCACACAGUGAGUUGGACGGCGGUGGUUUUACUGGUUUUGAUGGUGUGUGUGUGUCGUUCCUGUUUCCUGCGUUUCGUCCUGAACUCCGAGCUCUGGAUACAGUGGAGGGUGAACGCAGCUCGAUAUAAAUCUCACUGAGGCCUCGAGGAGGUGAGUAAUAAUGAUGGCGACGGCGGAGCCUCCGAGCGGCUCCAGCUUUCUUCCUCUACUCGAGUCUCUGGAGGACAGCGCCGCUGGACAGCCCGAGCAGACAGACGCCUACCUCACCAUCGCAAAUCGCCUCAGUGGAGAGGAAGGCCGACAGUUUCUUCCUGCAGUUGAAAAGCACUUUUCUCGUUUGGGUAAAGCCAUCCUGGCUCACAUCUCCAGUCCGAAUGCAGAGCUGAGCCAAGCCGCCUUACAAGCUCUGGGGUUUUGUGUUUACCAUUCUCACGUCGUCUCUGGAGUGUCCGAAACGUUUGCAGCAGAGAUACUCUCAGCACUUUGCUCCCUCGUGGUGAAGUCGACAGAUAAGAACACGUGCACCAGAGCAUUAUGGGUCAUCUCCAAACAGAGCUUUCCUCCGGACGUGGUCGGCAAAAAGGUGUCGUCCAUACUGGGAACACUGGAGAGCGUGUGGAGCAGAGAGGACAUCCAGUCAGUGGUGAUGGAGCACGAGGCCUUGAACGUUGUCAUCAGGUUGCUGGAGCAGGUUCCCGCCCAGAUGGGUGAAGGAGCGCUGCGCUGGGCGAAGCUCAUCAUCCCGCUGGUGGUCCACUCCGCCUCUAAGGUGCGUCUUCGGGCCGCAGCGGCCCUGGAGAUGGGCAUGCCUCUCCUCCUGGAAAAACAGAUGGAGGUGGCGGCUAUCAUCGAACCCAUGAUGUCCUCUAAACUGAUCCCAGAGCUCCAGAAGCUUUUCAUGUCCAAGAAUGAGACCAACGUCCUGAAGCUGUGGCCUUUAUUCGUCAAACUUCUUGGGAAGCUACUACACAGAGGAGGUCCUUUCAUCAACUCUUUGCUGCAUCUGGAGGAGCUCGGUUUCCGCAGCUCCUCUCCCACCAUCAAGAAGAUCGCCUUCAUCGCCUGGAAGAGCCUCAUCGAAAACUUUGCCCUCAAUCCCGACAUCCUUAGCAGUGCCAAACGCAUGAAGCUCCUGAUGCAGCCGCUCACCUCCAUCAACGUCAGGACGGAGGCGCUGCUGCUCACCAAGGUGGAGGUCUGGUGGUACCUGGUGGUCCAGCUCGGGCCCAACCUGUCACCCAACUUUGAUCAGGUUUCUGUUCCUCUGCUACAGUCCACCAUCGGUCCAGACUCCUCAUCAGUCCCGAGCACCCCCUCAAGAGCUGGCGGUCAAAAUGGAGCUGUUACACCCAGCACGCCCAAGACUGGAAAUCCAGGCUUCAACAGUCCCAACAGUUCGAUGAGGAUGAGCCUGAACUCCAGCACGCACGUCCCCUCCGCCUUCCCCUCCAUCCAGCUGCUCGGCCUGGAGAUGCUGCUCCACUAUUUUCUGGGGCCAGAGGUCAUCGCCACAGCAGCAAAGAACAAACUCAUCCUGAGUCUCGAGCCCCUGAAGCACCCGCUGCUCUGCGGCGCUUCCUCCUUCACUAAACACGGCGCCGCGCUCACGUCCGGUGUCAGAGACGGAUUCAUCAACAUCGGCAAAGACGCUCCAGAUUCUCUUCUGGCCGUCAUUUGGACGAGUCUCGUCCGCUUUGUCAACUUAACUAUAGAGUCUGGCAGUAAGAAGGACCGGCAGGGAGGGGAAGUGCUCACACUGAUGCUCCAGGCUCUGCAGAGCAUCGUCACCUCAGAAGCUUUGCCUGCAGACAAAGUCCUGAUUCUGUUUGAGGCCACAGUGAAAGGGAUUCCCCAAAGAGUUCUUGGCUCCGCCUCCUAUCAAGUGGGCAAGAUGGAUGUGCUGAACGGAACGCCGGCUCUGUUCCUCAUUCUCCUCCUCUACAACAGCAGCGUGCUGCCAGCCUACAUCGAGGACGAGAGGUUUUUUCAGUGUCUUCAGACGCUGGUGAGCUGCGGUCUGUCGGGCCCCACGUCCCCUCUGGCGUUUGGGGAGGCGGUGCUGGGCGCCAUCAGACGCAGCGCUGCGUCCGUGCAGAACAAAGAGCAGCUGUGGAGGAUGUGGAGCGCGAUGGUCAGCCCGCUCACAGACACCAUCACACAGACUAAUGAAGUCAACCAAGGUGAUGCUCUGGAGCACAACUUCAGCGCCGUGCACUCUGCCCUGUUGUUCCCCAUCACUCACCUGCUGCACGGCUCCCCGCUACAGCAGGCGGCCCAGAAGUCGAUGCUGUCCUCGUGGUCGAAGCUGUACAAAGUGUUCGCCCGCUGCUCUGCGCUGGUGGUCACAGCUGAGGAGAACAUCUGCUGCGAGGAGCUCUGUGCAAAGAUGACGGCUGCUAUCGAGAACGAUGCUCUAAUGGUUCCCUCAACAUUAAACGCUGUGGCCAGUAUCCUCCAGGUCAUGGUCGAGUGUGUGGACUUCUCGCCAUACACUCCUCAGUUUCAGCAGAAGCUGAAAUCUCCUCACACGCCGGUAAACUGGAUGAAAAAGAGGAACAAGGUUCUUGGGAAUCUGUCCACCUUCCAGUCCCUGCUGCUGCAGUGUCUCCAGGUUUAUCUGGAGGCUGCGGAGGCGUCCUCUGAAGCCACAGGACUGUCUCUGCUCUCCAUCCUGUCCGCUCUCUUCGCCAACUUCGCUCUCGCCAACACCGUCAAGGAAGCUCUGACGUCUCUGAUUCAGCCUCUCACCCUCUUCUACAAACACGCAGCCAGCGAGCCGCCCAAAUUCUCCUCACAGCUUCUGGGAAAGUUGGAGAAGCUUCUCGGCGACGUCCUCGGCUGCCUGCAGACUCGCUCCACUCUGGCGUACGACAGCGAGCUGCUGGCUCUGCUCUCGCCGCUCCUCUGUGUGGUGUUUCCUCACAAGAGCAAGCAGCUCCGCACAUCAGUCACCCACUUCUGGAACGCCACCUUCGCCAACGCAGUCAGCCUCACUUACCCCGAAGAGAUCAGACCGAUAUUGAGCCACGUGAAGCAGAAGACCCCGAUCAUUCUCCCUGGCUUCGAGGUCGUCAGCGUUGCUGACGAGCUCAGUGGACAGUACUCCGGCGAGAGUUCCCAGCUAGAGACGAAGCUCAGCGGCAUGCCGGUGUCCUCUGCGGGGAAGAGGGACUCACUGCUGGGAAAAGCUGCAGAGCUGAAGGACAGGAGCUCCACAAAGACCUCCAAGCCAGUUUCUACAAAGCUGGACUUUGGUUCUCCGAAACCUCCUCGUAGAGGAGUUCUGGAGGAAGAGGCCUCUAUCGACUUUGUCUUCAUUCCUCCUGAGACGAAGGAGCGUGUCCUGACGGAGCACCAGAAGGAGGUGAAAAGGACAAAAAGAGUUGACAUUCCUGCCAUGUACAACAACCUUGAUGCUUCUCUGGAUACUACAGUUUUCACCCAGUACACACAGAGCCAAGAGGACUCUCUGGACAAUUUGGCAACUGAACAAGCUGACAAGGUUACCACCGAAGCUCCUGGUGAGAAAAACUUGGAAAAAGACGGAGACUCAGAAGUUCCAACAAAAGAGACUCAAGACUAUGCCAGUCCAGAAGCAGUCGAGAACCUGCCAGAAAAUAACAAGCAGGAAGAGAUGAUCACUGAGUCAGCAGAUGUUUCUAUGGAGGAUGAUGACAGAGCAGGAGACUCAGAAAUGCAGUCUAAAGAAGGCCCGAGUCCUAACAUCUCUGGCUCCUCAGAUUUGGUGUCAGGGACUCCCCAGAAACCCAACAGUCGCCGUCAGUCCUUUAUCACCCUGGAGAAGUAUGCUGACAGAAAGCCUGCCAGCCCCAGCAGUGCGUCCACGUUCACAGGUCCCCUCGUAAAGACCUCCAGUAGUCAAGAACGCUCUAAAACCAACAAGAGGUCAUCUUCCCGGGCUUCCCGGACAUCCACUCAUCCGAAUUCUCAGGAUUCACAGUCCUCUCAGACACGAAAAAGAGACUCACACUGUCCUGUGCAAAAUGCCAUUGAGUCUCCUGUAAGACCAAAAGACUCUGGGAUAAAAAGUGAGCCAGUAAGGCUGACUGAGAGACUUCCCAGUGACCCAACAGAGGACGAGGACAUUAUCCCGGACACACAGACUGAAUUAGAGGCCAAGGAAAGUCCAACAAUGUCCUCAUUAGAGGAAAUUAAACCUUCAAGCGAGGAAGAGGAAUUUGAGCAGAGUCUGGAUGAUUCUCAAUCCUCUGGUACCCAGACUUCUUCAGGUGAACGCAGGCGGCCUGGACGCCCGCGAGUCAAGCAUCUGCUGCCUGGAGAGGACGCAGAUGAACGGGAAGACAAAUAUAAAGUGUUGAAAAGGAGACGAUCUGGAGGGGAACCUAAAAGUGAUUCUUUAAACUCAUCACAAACCAGACCAAACACGAGAAGUAAGCUGGCUGCUGAGGAGGAGAACAGCAGAGUACGAACGAGGGCUCGGAGCGAGUCGAGCCAAACCAACUCUCGGGGUGGGGCGCACAAGAAGAUCAGACUGUACAGCAAUUCACAAGACUUUCUCGAGAAACCUGAACCCAGAAGGAGAAGCACCAGAGAGAACGAGUCCAGCCAAACUGAAUCACAGUCAGGUACUCAGUCUGAUCACGAAAGCCAGUCACAGGGUAGGCAGAGACGGCAGAGCAGAGCAUCAUUGGAGGAGGCUGGAAUGAAGAAAAAGGUUUCGCCUGAAAAGAUGGAGUCCAGCCAAACUACCACAUAUGAGGCCGAUAAGGAUGAUAAGCCAAAGAAAGAUUCUCAGGUGAUUGCUUCCUCCUCUCAAACUGGUGGCAAGUCCCAAGAGUUUGAGAUUGUAAAACAGGCCAGCAAAGAUGCUGAUAAACCGAAUGAAGAUUCUCAAAUGAUCACUCUUUCCCCUCAAACAGGUAGCAAAUCCCAAGAGUCUGAGAUUGUAAAACAGGCUGACAAAGACGCUGAUAAACUGAAGGAAGAUUCUCAGGUGAUCACUCCUUCCCAUCAGACGGACAGCAAAUCCCAGGAGUUUGAUAUUGUAGAUCAGGCUGAAAAAGAUGCUGAUAAGGUUAAGGAAGUUUCUCAUAUUGUCUCUUCUCCUCAAAAAGGUGACCAAUCCCAAGAGGUUGAGUUUUUAGAAAUGACCGACAAGGAAAAAAAACAUUCUCCGAUAGCUGCUUCCCCUCCAAUGAACGAGUCCCAAGAUAGAUCCAGCAUGACAAAAAAGUUGUUGAAUGAAUCAGAGGUAAAAAACAAACUCAAGACAAGUGUAGACACAGAUGACAACCUUAGUCAAGAGGACUCUCAAGUGAUCACACCCUCGUCUUCUGAUGGACAGUCUCGGCGUAGAUCCAGAAGAAGCAAGGCAUUAUCUGAAACAGCAGAGUCUGAAGAUAAAAGUACAAAUAAGGAUUCAUUAGGAAAGACCAGGUCUAAUUCGCAGGCAGCCUUGACAACUGAUAGUCAGGAGGAGGCUAAAGUUGGAGGUAGGACCAGAAGGAGCAAGGCACAAGAAGAUUUGUCAAAGUCAAGUCAAAGCCAAACCCCAGAGAGUUCUCAAUCAUUAGAUACUGCAGGAACAACAGAGUCCUCUCAAGGUAGAGGCAGAUACUCGAGACGAAGAUCUUCUCAAGUGUUAGGGGCCAGUUUAGAGUCCUCAGAGUCUGAAUCCUCGGAGGCCAAAGAAAGCCCCUCUGUGCCCAAAAAGAGAGGGAGGAAACCUCGAGCGUCUCUUCCAAGUCCUCUCACAGUUGACUCUAAAGAAGGCAAAAUUAAUAAAAAUAUAGCAAAGGAUGAUUCUGACUCUUCUCAAAAGAUAGAUUCUCAAAGCAUAGAAAAAGAUUUAGAGGAUUCACAGGAAACUCAGGAUUUGCAGGAUUCUGAAUCGCUCCAGGUUUCAGGCAAAACUGAGGCGCAAAGCAAUGAAGAAUCACCAAUGGAGGUAGAAGCUGAUGCUGUUGUAGAUAAAACUGACAACUUGAAGAUGAACGAGUCGCUCAUUGACUCGCCUCGCAAGGAGCAAACACAAAAAGACUCAAACAUUGAGAAUACCUCUUGUCAGAAAAGUGACACUGGGGACAUGGCAUCUGCUGAAAUGCUUGAAUCAGAUGCAGUCAGUACAGAGCAGAUUCAGGAAAAGCUGCCCUCUGACUUGUCUUUAUCUGUUGAGGACGCACUGGUGCCUCCUGAUGAGACAACAGAGAAACUUCAGGUUUCAGAGUCAUCAGAGGAGAAAGCUGAAGAGAUGGCUGGUGACAGUGUUUCAGAAAAACUAAACGAUUCAGAUUCAGAUCACCAAGAACAUCUGGUGGAACCAGUAGAGGAUGCAGCUGAAGGCGGUCACAGUACCUCCUUUGAACAAGACCACAUGGAGUGUCCAAUCGUCAAAGAUGAUCUCAGGAAGGAGGAAGAACAAUCUGCCUCCAACGAAGGGGAGUUGACAAACCAGCAUACAGAGGCCAUCGCCGAGGAUGACGCUUCAUCUCUAAAGGAGAGUGAUAAAGAUGACAAAACCCUUGUUGCGGAGUGUCAAAACGAAGACGAAACUCAGACCGCCAACACUGAAAGUGCUGUUGUCCAAAAUUUGGAUUCUGCUCUGGCUGAUGCUUCAGUGUCAUCAGAACCAACAAGCAAAGACGCUUUUGCAGAUUCUCCGGUAAAGCAGAAGGACUUGGAGGCAGUAAUGGCCACAGAUGUCGGCCAAAGCCCCAGCAGUGGCAGGACCAAGGGUACCUGGUCUCCUUCAGCAUCUCCAUCAACCAGUAUUCUGAAGAAGGGCUUGAAGAGACCACUUGAGGAGGAGACGCCCUCACCUCUUGUCAAAUCCAGACGUGUAUCCUUUGCUGAUCCAAUCCAACAUCAGGAAACAGCAGAUGAUAUUGAUCGUCGCAGCCCUGCUGUCAGAACCAGCUCCCCCAGAAGAUCCAAAGUUAGCAGUAUCCCACAGCCGAAGUAUGUCACAACUCCUACAAAAGGUCUACUGAUCCUGAGUCCCAGAAAUCUGCACAGUCCAGGUUACAAGAGCUCCAAGAAAUGCCUGAUUUCAGAAAUGAGCCAGGAGCCGCGUCCUGUCCCCAGAGACUGUAUCUUCCCCGCCCUGGUCGGCUGCUCUACACCUGUAGAGGCUGUGCUGCCUCAGAUAUCCUCCAACAUGUGGUCUCGUGGGUUUGGACAGCUUGUUCGAGCCCGAAACAUCAAAACGGUCGGUGACCUCAGCGCUCUGACUCCCAGUGAAAUCAAGACUUUGCCAAUUCGCUCGCCAAAGGUCUCCAAUGUCAAAAAGGCACUAAAAAUCUAUGAACAGCAGCGUAAAGGACGGGGUGGUGACGAGUUAAAGAGUUUUGAUGAAACGGAGAUGAUGACCUCCGAACUGGAGGACAGCAGUGCUCCUCAAAACCAGGAUGAGGAGGAUAAGACCUCAGGAGAGACUCUAGCAACAGCGCUGAUGGACGAGCCCGUUCCUGCAGAUGGGAGGACGGAGCAAGACGUCACCGGGAAUCAGACGCCGGCCGCAGAGCGGAGAGCUGAAGGAGCGCUGCACCCGGAGGCGCUGCCGUCAGAGCUGGAGGCCCUCAGCUGUAGGAUGACGCCACAGGAGCUCGGUUACUGCUCCCCGCAGCAGCUGCUUCAGAUGCACGAUCAGUUGGGAGGCAUGAUGAGGCAGGUGGUCGUCGAGCUGCAGACACGUCUCUGCCAGACGGACGGAAAACCCUGAAGAGACGACGCUCCUGAUGGAUCAGACGGAUACACAGGUGUUAAAAUGCACAUUAAAAGACCUCAGCUCAUUUUUCUUUGCUUCAGGUGUUUUUAAUAAAUACUCGCAGCACUUUUGGUCAUCUGUAGCUUCAGCUGUUGGCUAGUUAAAAUGAUUUUAAGAAACACUCAAAGGGAAGCACAGUCACACUUUCUAAACUGUGUGAAAAGACAAUUUUAAUAGUUGUAGUCUUGACAUGGACGGUAUUUUCCUACUCUCCUAUAUCGACUAAUAAAGGACUGAUGUUUGACUACAGAUGUAGAAGAAAUAUAAUUCUCUCCACUUCCUGUUCAGUUUUGUACAUAUGCUUUCUCUAAUGUCGUUUAAAUUUCCCCAUGUGCCUGUUUUUAUGUUUACAAUCCCACUCAUCAGUGCUCUUGUAUAUUUUGUAGUAUUUUUUAGUUUGUAAGCCUUUUCUGUCCUUUACUUUUAACAUCUUAUUGCAUUUUUUUAAAAUCCUGACUAUAGAUGGUAGUGGACAGUCUACACUUGAUGUGGUUUUAAAUUCCUCAAUAAAAGGCAGAACUUUUAAUGAA
Plectropomus leopardus (leopard coralgrouper) is the source of this 8373-nucleotide messenger RNA. It is a transcript of the gene rif1, whose product is annotated as replication timing regulatory factor 1. Gene Ontology annotation, cellular component: chromosome, telomeric repeat region; nucleus. Gene Ontology annotation, biological process: telomere maintenance. The record is from RefSeq and is a predicted model, not a curated record. NCBI's taxonomy places the organism in Eukaryota, Metazoa, Chordata, Actinopteri, Perciformes, Serranidae.